CCAGGGGUGAAUUUCUCCCCCUCCCCGGGGACGGAAGGACCGACCCCCGUCCCCCUUUUCUCCUUCUGUCUUCCUCUCCCCUCCCAGCCUUUGGGAAAGGUGAAGGGGUGGGGGCACUGCCUGGAGCCCGGGCUGGAGUGGCCUGGAAAGGCCCUCCAGGACCGGGAGUUGUGAGUUGAACGAGGAGUAGAGGGGCUUAGGGUCGUGUAAGAGAAAAGACCCCCGUCCCUCCCAUGGGCUCUAGGCAGGUCUUUGAGCUGCUGCACCUUGGGGCUCUUGGGGUAUAAUUCCAAAGGCGAUGUCUGGAGGGAGUUGCUGGAGGAACCUACCUUCCCUUGGCUGGGGAGUCCCUCCCUAGAGGGGACUCCCUCUUGGGACUCCUCCCUUAGUGUGGCAGAAUGGGGGGCAACGGCUCCGCUUUGAGAGUCUGCACAGAUCACAAAGGAGGUAUCAACUGGCUCAGCCUGAGCCCCGACGGCCGGCGGCUGCUGACAGGCAGCGAGGAUGGCACCGCUCGCCUCUGGAGCACAGAUGACAGCCAAUGUCAUGGACACUUCCAAGGACACGAAAGCUAUAUCACUUUCUGUCAGUUGGAAAAUGAAGCUGCCUUCACCUGUAGUGCUGAUCACACCAUCCGAAAGUGGGACGUGGUGACUGGACAGUGUUUGGUUGUUUACCGAGGACACACAUCAAUUGUAAACAGGAUCCUAGUUGCCAAAGACUACCUCUUCAGUGGCUCCUAUGACCGAACAGCUCGCUGCUGGAGUGUGGACAAGGAACGGCAAAUCCAGGAGUUUCGAGGUCACCGGAAUUGUGUCUUGACCUUAGCUCACUACUCCUCCAAGGACAUCCCAGAUGCAUCCUCUGAGCAAGGAGAGAAGGCCAGCGGAGACUUCCUGGUGACGGGCAGUACAGAUGGCACAGCCAAAGUUUGGUGGGUGUCCAGUGGGUGUUGCUACCGGACUUUGAGGGGCCAUACAGGAGCAGUCCUGUGCCUUGCCCUGGAUGAACUCAAUCAGGAGCUCUUCACAGGCAGCACCGACUCCACCAUUCGAACUUGGAACCUUGUGACUGGGGAGCCUCUAAAGGUGUUGAAAGAGCAUCAGGGAUCAGUGAUCUGCCUGGAGCUGGUGAAUCGGCACUUGUACUCGGGAAGUGCAGACAGGACAGUGAAGUGCUGGCUGGCAGACACUGGGGAGAGUGUGCGCACGUUCAGAGCCCACAAGCAUAGCGUGAGUGCCCUCAAGUACCACGCCGGCACCCUGUUUACAGGCAGUGGGGAUGCCUGUGCCCGAGCAUUCAAUACUGAGUCCGGUGUGCUACAAAGGGUAUUCCGGGGCCAUACCUUCAUCAUCAACUGCAUCCAGGUUCACAAUGAGGUACUCUACACAGCCUCCCAUGAUGGCACCCUGAGGAUCUGGGACAUUCAUGGAGUCUGCAAGCAAAAUUUACGUAGCCGCCCCAAGAGGGAGGUGCUGACCCAGAACCGCAGCACCCCCAAAAGGAGCCUCUCCCAGCUCUUCAACAACAAAGUUGGCUGCACAGUGACUCCACCCCAGGGUGGGGAGUGUGAAACCAUUGAGCUGCUGUGACCAUGGAGUACAGAAGGGACCCUAGUUAGCCAUUGGUUGCCCAAACCAAGCUGUCCUCUUGUUACCCAGCAGGAGGGAAGACUAGAUGGUCCCAAGUUUGUAGUUUUGAAACUGUUCACAGUGAAUGUUUGAAAAUCCAUUUCCUUGAUGAGCUCAGGAAAUUGAAUAUCUUGUGUGGUCAUGCUUCAUGUGGGUCAUGAUGGUGCAGAAGCCCAACUUCCUUGAUUCAUGUGCCUCUGGGACUUCUGGCUGGGACUAACAAAGGAGCCUGUAGGACUAGAUGAGUCCCCUCAGUAUGCUUAUAUAACUGUAAUUUUAAACUAUUUUUAAAAAUUCUCUGCAACUAGCUGCUGCCCAGCACUAGAACCUGUUCUCAAGAAAACAAGAAAUUAGGGGCAACUAGGUGGUGCAGUGGAUAAAGCACCAGCCCUGGAUUCGGGAGGACCUGAGUUAAAAUCUGAUCUCAGACACUUGACACAAGUUGUGUGACCCUGGGCAAGUCACUUAACCCUCAUUGCCCUACCCCCCAAAAAACCAAGAAAUUAAGAGAAAAGCAGGAAGAUUCUGCCUUUAUUAAGUUAUCUAGCAAGGGAUGAGGUAACAGAGGCUGCACUUUUGCUUUGGGAAGUUUCUGUCUCCCUUUUUCUCCUCUCCCUCCUCCCUUUUUCCUGCCCUGCCUCCUCUCUACAUUUUCUCCCAUUCCUCUCCUUUUCCUUUUUCCUCCAUGUCGUUUCCUCCUCCAUCAUCACUAUCGAUUUCCCACUUUCUUUUCCUUUUAUUUUUAUUCUCUCCAUCUGUUUCUCCCUUUCCUCUUUCCAUUUCAUCACCUUCCCCCAACAUUACCACUGUAGAUAUCCAAGUGAAAUGUUGCCGGGAAUACAAGAUUAAGCCUUUCUUGUGGGUGAGAUUGGCUGCUGCUCCUUAGAUACUUUAACUUGGCAAACCCCAGUGUCUAUCCCUGUCAUGGAUCAACAACCUGAUCUCUUAGUCAGAAAUUCUGCUUGGGAAUAAGGGAUCAGACAGCAAUUCCUCUACUCCCUGAAUCCCCAAGUGAAGCCAGAACCUUAACCCCUGAGCUCAAGGAGAAGAGAGAAGGGACAUUACAUAUAUUUUUAAACUAUUUCAAAAGAGAACCCUUGAGCCGUGGUUAUGUAUGUGAUCACUGUCAUGUUUCCAUUUUGGUCAGUUUUCUGUGAUGCGGGAACUUGAGAACUGAAAUACAUAGCAUUUGCUAGUCAUGCUCUUGAUUUGCUUUUCUUUAUUUAAUCCUUUACAACUAUAGUGGUAAGUUCUAUGUUUUGUACAGAGGAGUGUAGUAAACACAGCUUAAGGAAGGCUGGGUGGUAUGAUGGCUUUGGAAUCUAAUCUCUUCCACUGGUCUGUUUUAGACCAACUUUUUUCAUUUAACACGUGGGGAAAUAGAGGCUCAAAGAG
This is a messenger RNA of Dromiciops gliroides (monito del monte), 3026 nucleotides long. RefSeq names its product WD repeat domain 86 (gene WDR86). Bases 399 to 1592 code for a protein of 397 amino acids. The record is from RefSeq and is a predicted model, not a curated record. The transcript has 8 exons. Gene Ontology annotation, molecular function: protein binding. NCBI's taxonomy places the organism in Eukaryota, Metazoa, Chordata, Mammalia, Microbiotheria, Microbiotheriidae.